GACAGUCUUUAUCAUCGUCACCAAACCACCAACCAAACAACACAAGCCCUGUUUUUCUUUUUCUUUUUCUACCCUGCAUAACUGGAUAAUCGGCAAACAUGGAUGACUAUGAUACUAUCUACGGUUCUGAUCGCGGACCUCAGAUUACCAUCAAGGAGGCGGACAGCAGGCAUGCGCAGAUAGUGCUUUCUAACUGCGAUCUUGCUUUCGCAAAUGCCCUUCGCCGUAUUAUGCUCGCAGAGAUUCCCACGAUUGCAAUCGACAUUGUGGAAAUUCAGACAAACACCUCCGUCAUCCCCGAUGAGUUCCUCUGCCAUAGGCUUGGAAUGGUCCCGCUCGACUCGACAAACAUCGACGACAAGUUGAUCUACACCCGCGACUGUUUCUGCGAUCAGUACUGCGAACGGUGCUCGGUUACUCUGUCGUUGCAUGCUAGGUGUACUGGUGAGGAUAAUGUUACGGUGUAUGCGAGGGAUUUGGUCAUUGCGGAGGGAGCGCAAUUGGGCAGUCCAGUUAUCAAUGAUCCUGAGGGGCAGGGAACUGUCAUUUGCAAAUUGCGCAAGGGGCAAGAGCUCCGGUUGAAGUGUAUCGCAAAGAAAGGAAUUGCGAAGGAACAUGCCAAGUGGGCUCCCACGGCGGCCGUUGGGUUCGAGUACGAUCCUUGGAAUAAACUUAGGCAUAUUGAUUACUGGUAUGAGGAAGAUGCAAAGGAGGAAUGGCCUAAAUCCAAAUAUGCAGACUGGGAGGAGCCUCCCAUUGAGGGUGAGCCUUUCAACUAUGAUGCAGUUCCCUCCCGCUUCUACCUCGAUAUCGAGUCUGCCGGAUCCCUUCCGCCGGACGAGAUCCUCCAGCAGGGUAUAAAAUACCUCCAGGAGAAACUCGCUGCCGUGAUCGAGACCUUCAGUAAUAAGAAUGAGACUGGUGAUGGAUUUGGCGACGGUGUCAGGAGCCCCGGACAGGAUUAUUCAAUGGGUGGAAUGGGCGGCGGUGGAGCCGGCUACGAGACUCCGUAUCAGGGUGGGCGGACACCAUUCGGGGGUGGUGGGUUUGGCGGCGCUACCGAGUACGGGGGUCGGCUAAUGGGUGGUCAUAAGUGUGUCGCUGCGGUAGCGAUGGGAUAGUUGGGGUGGGUUUCUUGGUCUCGCUGUUGGGGCUAACUUUCUUGCUAUAAAAAGUAGUUUUUUUCAUUUUCGGUUUUUUUCAAAUUUUCAUAUCUUUCAUGCUUUUCCGGGUUGUCGGUGUGUGCCACUUUUACGUUUGAAUGCCUAGCUGUGUACAGUACUCGUAGAAUAACUAUCCACCUACAUUAUCACCAAU
Molecule: messenger RNA, 1317 nt
Organism: Tuber melanosporum (Perigord truffle)
Lineage: Eukaryota; Fungi; Ascomycota; Pezizomycetes; Pezizales; Tuberaceae
Exons: 6
Coding region: 99-1121 (340 amino acids)
Biological process (GO): DNA-templated transcription
Cellular component (GO): RNA polymerase II, core complex
Molecular function (GO): protein dimerization activity; DNA-directed RNA polymerase activity
Source: RefSeq, a predicted model, not a curated record